Messenger RNA from Diplodia corticola, 318 nucleotides. RefSeq names its product ethyl tert-butyl ether degradation. Gene Ontology annotation, molecular function: oxidoreductase activity. The coding region runs from base 1 to 318 and encodes 105 amino acids. NCBI's taxonomy places the organism in Eukaryota, Fungi, Ascomycota, Dothideomycetes, Botryosphaeriales, Botryosphaeriaceae. The record is from RefSeq and is a predicted model, not a curated record. The transcript is spliced from 2 exons.
AUGGCCACCGUCACCGUUCUCUACCCCAAUGUCUCCGAUGCCACGUUCGACCUCGAGUAUUACCUCAAGACCCACAUGCCGCUGGCCCAGAAGAACUUCGGUCCCCACGGCCUGAAGGGCUACAAAGUCUCCCGCAUCCUCGGCACCCCAGGGAGCGACAAACCCCCCUACAGCGUCCAGUGCGUCCUCGAGUUCGGCUCCAAGGACCAGGUCGACGACGCGCUCAAAAACGCCACCGGCCCCGUCAUGGCCGACAUCACCAACUUCUCGAACCAGACGCCCGUGUUCCUCAUCGGCGAGGUUGUUGGCUCGGCCUAA